CGCGGCGCUCACUUACCGGGCGGGAUUUCCGCAAUAUCAAGUAUGGCGAAGACUUACGAUUAUUUGUUUAAACUACUGUUAAUCGGGGACUCGGGAGUUGGGAAGACCUGCGUGUUAUUCAGAUUCUCAGAGGACGCCUUUAACUCAACGUUUAUCUCCACAAUAGGUAUUGAUUUCAAGAUUAGGACAAUAGAGUUAGAUGGAAAGAAGAUCAAGUUACAGAUAUGGGACACAGCUGGACAGGAGCGGUUCCGAACAAUCACAACGGCAUAUUACAGAGGUGCAAUGGGUAUUAUGCUGGUGUAUGACAUCACAAAUGAGAAGUCCUUUGACAACAUCAAGAACUGGAUCAGAAACAUCGAAGAGCAUGCAUCAGCAGACGUGGAGAAGAUGAUUCUGGGGAACAAGUGUGACAUCAAUGACAAACGACAAGUGUCCAGAGAGCGAGGAGAGAAGUUGGCGUUAGAGUAUGGCAUCAAAUUCAUGGAGACAAGUGCGAAGGCCAACAUCAAUGUGGAGAACGCAUUCUUAACACUUGCCAGAGAUAUCAAAGCAAAGAUGGACACAAAAUUGGAGGGUAACAAUCCCCAGGGCAGCAAUCAUGGGGUGAAGAUCACAACCGAGCAACAGAAAAAGAGCAGCUUCUUCCGCUGUGUUCUACUGUGAAGACCAUGGCCUUACUGUCCACCAUCCUGGGGCUGGACUUAACUGGACUGUGCUCUCAUUUUUAGCACUUUCAUUCUCUCUCUCUCUCUCUCUCUCUCUAUCUCUAUCUCUAUCUCUAUCUCUAUCUCUAUCUCUCUCUCUCUCUCUCUCUCUAUCUCUAUCUCUAUCUCUAUCUCUAUCUCUAUCUCUAUCUCUCUCUCUGUCUCUCUAUCUAUCUUCCUCCAGCCCUAAAAUUGUUGGAGUACUCAGCUCUUCUCAUCUGCUUCUUCCACUGCUGGCGAUGCAGUUUCUUCCCACGUAAGACCAUUUUCCUGAUGAGGCCAUAUUGAGCUUGCGCUGCUUUCUUCCUCAAGUUUGAAGAGCUAAGUGGUGAAACCUUUGAUUCACACUCUGAGGCAAAACACCUGCCAGUUUUGUCUCAAAAGUCCCUCUUGAGCGCACAGCUGCCAGAACCCACUCUCUUACUGCAACACCGAAGUGGUAGAGGUCUUCCUUCUGGAUUCUGACAUGUUGAGCCAACUUGGAAAGUUGUUCAGGAUAUUUCUUUACCAUUCCAUUAUAUUCUGCCCUCGUGCUUUCUUCGACAAUCACUUGACCUCACUCUGCAUAUAGGAGUCUUAUAAUUUUGCAUCUUAAAAGCAUAACUGAGUUGUUUCUCUAUUUUAAUUUUGAUUUGCUUGUUACAUUUUGUCCUCCACAUUUUUUUUUUUGUUUGUUUUUUUUUUAAACCUCCUAUUCUAUUGACUAGACUGGUUCCUUUCCCAUUUGGCGUUCUAUCAUUUACAUGUUUACUUACUAAUGCAGUAGAGCCAGUUGUGCUGACAUAAACUAUGCUGUUUUGAUUAUAUCCUGAUUAAAAUUUGGUAAUUUUUCUGAUUUAGCUUUCAUUGAGCUAUAUCCACUGCCUCUAUCUAACUAACCUCUUGAAUUGGUGAGUUUUGUGCACCAUCUUAAAGUGUCUCUAGACAGAAAUGACAGUCCAUCUUCAAACAAGCCUCAGUAAAACUAAGUGGAUAUUAUUCCUUCCUAAAGUUAAAACUGUAGUUUUUGUUGUGAUGAGAUUUAAAGAAUAUUACCAAAUCUUGCUUCUGGGAAUUGUACUGCAAAGCCUACAUGAAUUAAUACCUAUAUACAUAUCCAUAGAAGUCAUUUAAAAAAAUACAUUUGAAUCAAAAGUCUUACAAAAUAAUUGAUCCAUUUAACUUUUGUGUUAUGAUUUAAGUUCGACCAGUUGGUAGCUGUAUAUUUUGUAGCACAGGCGUGUUUAUCAUGGUGACCUGGAGUUCUGCAAAAUAGUCAGUUUACCUUUUACUUAUUUUUAAUCAAACAUCCGCACCAACAUACUUUUUUGCGCCAUGGAAGUUUCAGAAGUCUGUGUUUUGAAAUCAUAUGUUGGCUUCCACAAUGCAUCUGAAUUGCACCCCCUCCCCAUAUGUGAUAUCCACAUAUAUUCUCAGUCACUCCCUGCGUCAAACCAUAGAUGGCACCAUGUGCCCUGCAAGACUUCUUAAUGUUGUGCGCUAAUACCUGCUGUGUGUAAAUUAGCUUCAUGUGACUGGGCUAAUCUGACCAGAGAACAGCUGACCCACUUCACUUUCCUCUAAAUAGCCACAAAAGAAUUGUCAUCCUGUUUUUGAGAGAUGAUAAUGCAAUGCACAUGAAAUCUGUUUCACCAGUUGGCUUUUUCUUAAGCUUUACUGAUUCUAAGUGUAUAUAUUAAUUGCACCUAGCAGCUUUAGCAAUAGGCCAGGAAAACCCUUCCUUACCAGCGUUAAAUGGCACUCGUACCUUGUGAAGGAACAAUUGCUCAUUGAUUAGGAGCUUGAAAAUAGAAGAACAUUGUUUUUCCAUUCAUUUCAGAGAAGUAGAGCAUUUUUUCUUCCUCUGCGUUGUGGCGAACUCUAAAGAGGCCUUGUUUUUGUUUUUUUGUUUUUUUAAUAGCGAUGAAAGCUUAGUCUAAUGAAAGCUAGUAUAAAUGAGUAUACCACACAGUCGUAUUAAGUUUUAAUGCACCUUUUUUUUUCAUUUUCUCCCAAAGAGUUGACAUCACACCAGCUCAGACUUGUGCCCACUCUGAGUUAGGAUAGUCCAUCCCAGCCCAAAUCCAUGGCUCUCUGCCACUCCCUUUUUUCCAUAUUUACCCAAAUGUCUUGCCAUUUGUCUUAAUUGCUAAUACUUGAUCAUUCAUUUUGGAUCUAUGCAUCAUGAAGGUAACAUAUUUGACCUCCUAUAUUUUUUUCUCUCUCUCUUUGAGACUGCAGUAGUUUUUCUCUUAUCCCCCCCCCUUAGUCUCUGUAGACUCUGCCUGCUGUAGCUGCCCUUCUCUCUUUUUUGUGCAAUUUAAUGGCUCGCUUUGAUAAGAGCCUUGUAUAUACUGUAAUGAGUCCGAAAAAAGCAAUGUCACUGUUCAAUGUCUUUUAUUAUGGUGGACCUAUAAUGCAGCAGUUGAUCUGGCCUUGAUGUGACAUGAAUAACAGUGAUGGUUCGACUCAUUGUUGCUUUCCAGUUUCUGUCGGUCAAGUGCACUCUGUGUGCGAUUACUAGAAACCGGAAAACAAUGAAGAAGAGUAACAUUAGUAGUCAUAGUGCUUCCUGAAGUCUCAUCAGUUUUACAAGCCGCAUCAAGUCGCGUAGCGUUGACUCAAGCAGUAAUAACGUCUGGCUGUCAAAUCUCUGGAGAUUUAGUUUUUCUUGUAUCUUCCUCUUUUUAAAUCGCUCUGUGACUCAUAUUGUUUCCAUUUCUUUUAUAUGACCGUUUUCAUUUAAUUGUAGAAUGUGAGGUGAGCGGGGAGCGGGGAACAUUGUUACAUUUUGGAAAAACAAAAAUACAAAAAAAGCAAUUGUAAAUAACAUUCUACAAAAGAGAUCUACUUAAAUUGUACUGUACUUUCUAAAAAUCAUAUUGAAAAAUUUGUCUACAGUUUUGUAGAUAUCAGUACUUUUGAUUUAUUAAAAUAAGAUUGUUUUAA
This is a messenger RNA of Pygocentrus nattereri (red-bellied piranha), 3635 nucleotides long. It is a transcript of the gene rab8a, whose product is annotated as RAB8A, member RAS oncogene family. NCBI's taxonomy places the organism in Eukaryota, Metazoa, Chordata, Actinopteri, Characiformes, Serrasalmidae. Gene Ontology annotation, cellular component: trans-Golgi network transport vesicle; synaptic vesicle; endosome. The transcript has 8 exons. Gene Ontology annotation, molecular function: GTPase activity; GTP binding. Gene Ontology annotation, biological process: protein secretion; regulation of exocytosis; neurotransmitter receptor transport to postsynaptic membrane. The record is from RefSeq and is a predicted model, not a curated record. The coding region runs from base 43 to 666 and encodes 207 amino acids.